Messenger RNA from Microtus oregoni (creeping vole), 1702 nucleotides. It is a transcript of the gene Il34, whose product is annotated as interleukin 34. Gene Ontology annotation, molecular function: cytokine activity; macrophage colony-stimulating factor receptor binding. Lineage: Eukaryota; Metazoa; Chordata; Mammalia; Rodentia; Cricetidae. The record is from RefSeq and is a predicted model, not a curated record. Bases 543 to 1247 code for a protein of 234 amino acids. The transcript has 7 exons. Gene Ontology annotation, biological process: positive regulation of cell population proliferation; positive regulation of macrophage differentiation; positive regulation of protein phosphorylation.
UGUAGCUUGUGUUCCCCACCCUCUGACGGGAAGACUGGAUUGUAGGCUGAGGGGCCGUCACGGCCUCUCCCACAGGACAUUUACUGCCACAGUCCCAAGGCACCUGCUUCAGGCCUUGAGCAGCUUGAAGCUUCCAGCAGUCUGGAGAAGCCCACGUUCUGACAGAGCUAGACUUCACACCGAGCAGCGGCGGCAGUCGGAGAAACCAGAGAAAGCGCCACCCAGCUCCAGAUUCCAAGAGGCCUGCUGGGGACUCCCUUCUCUUCCUCCUCUUCCUUCCGAGACCCCAGAGCCACAGUCUCACACCAGCUCCCGAGCUGCAAUGGGACUGGCAGCCACCGCCCCCUGGCUGCCCUCCGCCCUGCCAAGCAGAUAGGGCGGUAGCUACCCCAGGAGUACCUGCCCCCUCUCAACCUGGGCCAGCCUUUCCCGACUUGGUGGCCACCCUUGCUGACCCGAGGCCAUGUAGGUCCUAGCUCAGGCCACUGGACACACUGCUGGGGACAGUGCCUCUGCUGUCAGGGGGCACCCAGUGCACCAUCAUGCCCUGGGGACUCGCCUGGUUAUACUGUCUUGGGAUCCUACUUGGCAUGACUUUGGGGAACGAGAAUUUGGAGAUGUGGACUCUGACCCAAGAUAAGGAGUGUGACCUUACGGGCUACCUUCGGGUCAAGCUGCAGUACAAGAACCGGCUUCAGUACAUGAAACAUUACUUCCCCAUCAACUACAGGAUCCCUGUGCCUUAUGAGGGGGUGCUCAGAGUCGCCAACAUCACGAGGCUGAAGGCCCGUGUGAGCGAGCGGGAGCUGCGGUACCUGUGGGUCCUGGUGAGUCUCAAUGCCACUGAGUCUGUGCUGGACGUGCUGCUCCAGGGCCACCCGUCCUGGGACUAUCUGCAGGAGGUUCAGACACUGCUGGAGAAUGUUCAGCGGAGCCUCAUGGAUGUAGAGAUCGGUCCUCAGGUGGAAGCCGUGUUAUCUCUUCUGAGUACCCCAGGCCUAAGCCUGAAGCUGGUGCGGCCCAAAGCCUUGCUGGACAACUGCUUCCGGGUUAUGGAGCUGCUGUACUGCUCUUGCUGUAAACAAAGUCCCAUCCUGAGAUGGCAGGACUGUGAGCUGCCGAGUCUCCAUCCCCACAAUCCAGGAUCCUUGAUGCAGUGUGCAGCUACCCACGUGUACCCUUUGCCUCGGCAACCCCCCACCUCCCUGCCCGGUUCCCCCGGCUCAAGUCACGGUCCAUUCCCCUGAGCCAUCUGUGUUGACCACAGGUCAGGCCACUGGAUGUCUUCCAGGAACUGGCCCGGGUCUGAGGCUUUCUGGGAUGGUAGGUAGGUAGACCUGCAGGAAAGCCCUCCUGGGAAAGGCAUCGUGCCAGGCUCAGCUUCCUGCCUUUCGUACCUAAGUGAUGCCACCUGGAGCCUCAGGAGGGCGGGGUGGAGGGGAAGGCUGGUGCUGCCACCCACAGCCACCCCUACCUGUGACUGGUUCUGCUAUCGGCAAAUGCUGUUGCCCCACAGAAUUCUGGGACUCACUGGGGCUUUGCAAGCGUGCUGAACGCGGGGUGCUGGACCGAGGACUGACCAAAUGCCGUAUCUUGCCACAGCAGUGCUUUCCCGGUUCCUUUUCUAUUAAACGACCACUCGCUUGGUUUGGCUUGCACCCGUGAAGGUGAACCCGGAGGGACUAAGUUCUGGAGACAGGUG